Molecule: messenger RNA, 675 nt
Organism: Magnolia sinica
Lineage: Eukaryota; Viridiplantae; Streptophyta; Magnoliopsida; Magnoliales; Magnoliaceae
Product: RING-box protein 1a-like
Exons: 5
Coding region: 52-420 (122 amino acids)
Biological process (GO): ubiquitin-dependent protein catabolic process; protein ubiquitination
Cellular component (GO): cullin-RING ubiquitin ligase complex; nucleus
Molecular function (GO): ubiquitin protein ligase activity; zinc ion binding; cullin family protein binding
Source: RefSeq, a predicted model, not a curated record
CUCUCUUCCAACUCUCUCUCUCUCUCUCUCUCUCUCUCUUCUUGUGGGAGAAUGGCGAGUAUGGAGACGGACGUGAACAUGGCGCCAGCAGGAGAAGGGCCGUGCAUUACAGGCCCAUCUUCUUCUUCUUCUUGCUGCUCCAAGAAGCCCAAGCGCUUUGAAAUCAAGAAGUGGAAUGCGGUCGCUCUUUGGGCCUGGGAUAUUGUCGUCGACAACUGCGCAAUUUGCAGGAACCAUAUCAUGGAUCUCUGCAUUGAGUGCCAGGCGAAUCAGGCAAGCGCGACAAGCGAGGAGUGCACAGUGGCAUGGGGUGUAUGCAAUCAUGCGUUUCAUUUCCACUGCAUCAGUCGAUGGCUCAAGACCCGCCAAGUUUGCCCACUGGAUAACAGCGAGUGGGAGUUUCAGAAGUACGGGCACUAAGGACAGGUGUGGAAUGCUGGAGUCAUUGGGUUCUUUUCCUGUCGUGUUGCAAAGCUGGGAAGUGAACUGGACCAGCCAAGUUUUUCGAGAGUAUCUGUGGCCGAUUGGUUAUCUUUGAUCGUUUCUUCAUGUUAUCUAAAUAUCUUUAAAUUUGGCCUUGGUCUUGCACCAGGUUCUGGAAUGGGUGCGGACAGUGGACGUCUGCAUGUUGAAUCGGUUUCUGAUUUACAUAUACCAGAAUUGCAUUUCCCUGUU